UUCAAACUUCAAAAUAUUAAUAAGAAAAUGUAAUUUUCUUCUCUUAUUAAUAUAAGCUUUAUAUUGUUAUCAAAUAUUAUUGUAUUAAUCGUAAUUCUUACUAACAAGUUAAAUGUAAUUUUUGCUCAACAUUUAUUCUUAUUCUUUAACAUGUGCUUGGUUCUGUAGCGUCUAUAGAAACUGUGGUUAGAAAAGGGGUGAAGUGAAGGGCAUUUUAUUUGUAAAUAUUAUGGAUUGAUAAAUGAACAUCUGCUUGAUUUGGUAUUACAUCUAUAACUGCACACAAUUAGUUCACUUACAAUCAUUAGUAUUAUUUUAAAUUUCACAAUAAAUACAUUCUAAGCAUAAUAUUUUCUAAUUAAUAAAAAGUUAAAAUGAGAUUGACUUUAGGCCUGCUUUCUUCUGUUGUACAGAAAAGACCAUUUUAUGUGACUACACCGAUAUUUUAUGUUAAUGCAGCUCCACAUUUAGGCCAUCUGUAUACAGCCGUGGUGGCCGAUGCAAUCCAGAGAUUUGAGAAGCUUGUCAAUCCAGACUAUGAUGUUAUAUUCAGUACAGGCACAGACGAACACGGCACAAAAAUCCAACAGGCGGCUGCAAAGGUGAAUCUCUCUUUGUCAGAAUACUGCGCGAAUAUUUCUAAUGAGUACCGUAGCCUCUUCAACGAGUAUCAAGUGGAUUACACAGACUUUAUAAGGACCACGGAGGAGCGCCAUAAGAAGGCUGUCACGCAUUUUUGGAAUAAGUUAGUAAAACAAGACUAUAUAUACAAAGCGAAAUACUCUGGCUGGUACAGCGUGAACGACGAGAGCUUCGUACCCGAAUCACAUGUUAGAGACGAGAUAAAAGAUGGAGAGAAGAUUAAAGUAUCGGUCGAGUCAAACCACAGAGUGGAAUGGACAGAGGAAACCAACUAUAUGUUUAGACUGAGCGCGUUCAAAACUCAUCUGCAGCAGUGGCUUAAAAAUGAUGGUGUGAUAACUCCAGGCAAAUAUCAAAAGCAACUGCAAGACUUUCUGGAGAAUGAAGCCUAUUUCCCUGAUAUAUCAGUCAGCAGACCCUCAUCCAGAGUACAUUGGGCUAUACGAGUCCCCGGCGAUGAAGAACAAAGUAUCUACGUGUGGCUGGACGCUCUGAUCAACUACUUAACUGUAGUGGGUUACCCAGACGCUGACUCCAUGACGGCAAGGGGGCGACCCUGGCCGGCAGAUGUGCAAGUUGUGGGAAAGGACAUACUCAAGUUCCACGGCAUCUAUUGGCCAGCGUUCCUCAUGGCUAUCAAAUGGCACCCGCCGCGUCGGCUGCUGUGUCACGGUCACUGGACUGUGGACGGCAGCAAGAUGUCCAAGUCACUGGGGAAUGUAGUCUGUCCGAGAUCCACGGGCGUGUCGCCUUCCGCUCUGAGAUACUUGCUACUGAGGGAGGCGACCAUGGCUUCAGAUGCUAAUUACAGCGAAACAAAAUUGAUCAACGUGGCGAAUUCAGAGCUAGCUGACACCCUGGGUAACCUGGCGAGCCGUUGCUGCGGCGUGGCACUCAACCCUCGCCAGGAAUUCCCCGCGCUGCACGCCGCUGAACUAAUAGACUGUAGUCAAGAGGAGGUCACAGCGCAGCUGUUGCUCCAAGUCGAAAAAUUGCCUGAAAUAUGCUACAACCAUUACACAAACUACCAAUUCUACAAAGCAGUAGAUGCGGUUAUACACGUUCUACACUUGGCUAACCUGUUCUUCGAGACACAUCGACCUUGGGAACUUCGUAAGCAUUUGGAAAACCAGAAAAAGCUUGACGUCAUACUUCACAUAACAAUGGAAACCUUAAGAAUAUGUGGUAUAAUUCUCCAGCCCAUAAUUCCAGACAUGAUGUGCAAAUUAUUGGAUAAAUUACAAAUACCUAAAAAUUCAAGAAGUUGGCAACACUGCACAACACCAUCUUGGAGGAUAGAGGGCGCUAUAUAUGAAACGAAGUAUAUACAGAGCGGAAAAUUCGUACUUUUCCAAAGAAUAUAUACAGAUAAAAAGAAUGUGCAAAAGAAAAAAGCAAGUGCAUAGGAUUAGCAAUUUUUAUUGAUAAUUUGCUGUAAAUCAUAACUAAUUACAGAUCUGGCACUACUAUUUACCUUAUUGUGAAAUAGACGUGAAUUAAUGUUUUUUUUUUCAAUGCAAAUGAUUGAACGUGUUUUUAUCUAAUAGUACUUAUUCUAUAUUCAAUAAGAUUUACCUUUGGUCCAAAAUCACAACCUCCAUAUUUGUUUUGCUCCUAAAAAUUGCCCUUUAUAAAGAUGAUUUUUAUAAGUUUAUUCGCGCUGUAUUUAGCAAAAUGAACCGAUUUCCAUACACCUUUCUUUGUUUCUUUAAAUUGAGUUUCUCGUCGGAAAUAACUUUACGAUAUUAAUAUUUUAAUUAAUUUAUUAAAUAAUUUUAAGUUUACUUAUCUGUGUUUUGUACAUAUCAAUGAUGCAAAACUACGGAAUGUUCAUGUCAAAGUACAUUGACAUAUUAUUGCACAGAUUGGGGCACGGAGGUUCCUUUGUGACAGACAAAAGGUUAUUAAAAACUCGACAGAAAUGAGAAAUAACAUUCUGCACGAGCGACUACUAGUUAUUAAGACUGUUAGGAGUUGGUAAUAAAUGAAAAUCGUGUAUAAUUCGAUCAUUUUUAUAAACUUAUCUAACUAUAUUAUAUUCCUAAAUUCAAUAACUAAUUACUCUAGAAUAAUAAAUAUAUUGUUAAUAAUAUGGACCUGGGAAAUAGGUUACUACUAAUGCCAAUAAAAGAAAUCGCCGGAAUUGUUUAUGCAUGUAACAUACGUGGAUUUUUUUUUAAUAAAUGUACUACCCAGUGACAUAUUGUAAGUUUCUUUUAGUUAUGAUAUUUGUAUAAUUUGACAAAGUAAUCACAAAAAAUCUUGGCCGAAUAAAAUAACGUACUAAUAUACAGAAGGGAAUCCGCUUCAAUAUCCAUUAUAAACAUCGAAGCUGCUUUUAUUUAAUAUUGUCUAGUUGUGUUUGCACCAACCCGUUAUCUUAUUUCCGUAACGAUGUAAUAUUAAUUACUAAAGGUUAGUAUAGCUUUCUUUUAUUAUAAAAGAUAUCAAUUAAGUAGUUUCAGAGAUAUAUACCCUUUCUGUGAACAAAUUUUACCUCUUUUAAUUAACGUAGACGUUAUAAUUUAGUUUUGCACUCUUUCUCUCUCUCUCCGAUGAUUCUUCUUCAAAACUUACUUCGAUAUAAACUUUCAUCACAUAAUCACAAGAUAUCAAUUCUUUAAACUAUCGUGUUAUAUUUUACUUUGCCAAGACUACUACUUUUCGUUACAUGGAGAUUUAAUUGCCUCGCUUGUAAUCUUAUUUUUAAAGACUUAUUACGGUGCAUUUUGUGUAGUUUAAACGAAGUACAUUAUAUAUAAUUGAUGUUCGACUGAUAUUUAAAUAUAUUUGUGAAUAAAUUUUGUUGAAUUGUA
Messenger RNA from Galleria mellonella (greater wax moth), 3458 nucleotides. RefSeq names its product methionine--tRNA ligase, mitochondrial (gene MetRS-m). The transcript is spliced from 10 exons. Gene Ontology annotation, biological process: methionyl-tRNA aminoacylation. Bases 375 to 2048 code for a protein of 557 amino acids. The record is from RefSeq and is a predicted model, not a curated record. Gene Ontology annotation, molecular function: methionine-tRNA ligase activity; ATP binding. Lineage: Eukaryota; Metazoa; Arthropoda; Insecta; Lepidoptera; Pyralidae.